AUAAUAAUAAACGGACCAAUUUCAAUAGGGUCCUCGCACCGUUAGUGCUCGGUCCCUAAUGAAACUGGGCCAUCCUGUCAUCAGACGAUCUUUGUUUCGCAGUAGCAGCUGGUGGGCGCAUGCGCAGCCGCAGCCUCCGCUCCCCCUGCGCUGAGCGCUGACAGCAGGCUGACCGGAGAGCGGAGACACCGGAGAGACCGGAGACUGACGCUGCUGCUGCCGCUGCUGCUGCUGCUGCUUCCACUCCACGCUGAGUCCGGAUACAAAGUGACACCAGUGAACGGGACUUAAUUUCUGUCACGGGAAACAAAAACAACAGCUGCUAAGAAGUGUUAGUGUGGACCGCGCCGCGCCGCCUCCUCCUCCCGCUCCUCCCGCUCCUCCUCCCGGCGGUGAACGGACGGACGCUCGGUGAAGUGAGACUCUGACUGAGAGAUACUGGCUGCAUGAAGAGGCUGAGUGACAGGACCCUGGUCCUCACCUAGACCCUCCCACGACCCACCACCGCCCGGACAUGAGGUCGUUCAGAUCGUUCGCAAACGACGACCGCCACGUCAUGGCCAAGCACGCCAGCAUAUACCCGACGCCGGAGGAGCUGGAGGCCGUGCAGACGCUGGUGUCCACCGUGGAGGGAGCGCUCAAGAAGGUCUCUGAUUGGAUGGAUGGCCUCAACAAACCCUCAGGGAAGACCUCCGCAGAUAGCGAAGCCGGGGACAGUAAGGUGGAGGAGGACGCUGCUGAGACAAAGCCGUGUGACGGGACGUCGGUGCUGUGCGGGGUGACGCGUGUGGGCCUGGUGGCCAAAGGCCUGCUGAUCAAAGGGGACAUGGACCUGGAGCUGGUGCUCAUGUGCAGAGAGAAACCCACCAAGCUGCUGCUGUACACAAUCAGCGCCAACCUGCCGCUGCAGAUCCAGACAAUGACGGAGGACAAAUACGAGGUGCAGUCGUGCGUGCCCGAGGCAGCCAUCCGGGUCUGCAGCACUAAAGAGCCCCGACUCACGCUGAAGAUCACCCUGUCCUCCUUAACCAUGAGGGAGGAACUCAGCAGCACCACAGAAGAAGAAGAGGACGACAGCAAGCAGGGGCAGGAGGAGGACGAGGACAAGGAGGAGGUCCUGGACGGGCAGAAGUGCCGGGGGGCGCUGGCUUCGCUCCGACACGCCAAAUGGUUCCAGGCCAGAGUGACAGAUCUGAAGUCGUGCGUGGUGGUCCUGAGGAUCUUCAGGGAGCUGUGCAGCAGGCUGGCGGGGUGGCAGCCCCUCAGAGGAUGGCCUCUGGAGCUCCUCUGUGAGAAGGCCAUUGCCACCUGUAACCGUCCGCUGGGCCCCGGCGAGGCGCUGCGCCGCGUCAUGGAGUGCAUCGCCUCGGGGAUCCUGCUGCCAGGAGGUCCAGGAGUUCAUGACCCCUGUGAGAGGGAGCCCACAGACGUCCUGCGUGGCCUCAGCGCCCAGCAGGCCGACGCCCUCACACACAGCGCUCAGCAUGCGUUACGCCUCCUAGCCUUCGGACAGCUUUACAAGGUCUUGAAUAUGGAUCCUCUCCCUGCCAGCAAGCCCUCAGCCAGGCUGUUAGAAGGCGGCUGUCAGAAGAGGCUUCGGGAGGAUGUCGGGUCAGAUGACAGAGACUUCAUCAAAAGGAUGAAAGUUCUGGACUGGAGGAUGACGGAUCCCAACCACCCCAUGAACGCCCUGAUGCGCCUGAACCAGAUCCACCCAGGCCUCCAGUACCGCCUGCUGUCCCAGUCCGGCCCGGUGCACGCUCCGGUCUUCACCAUGUCCGUGGAGAUCCAGGGAACAACCUACCAGGCCACCGGGAACUCCAAGAGGACCGCCAAGCUCCAGGUCGCCCUCAAGGCGCUGCAGGCUCUGGGUUUUGUUCUCGGCGGGGACGGGGACAUGGACUCGCUGAGCGCCGACGAAAAGUCAGAUGGCGAAGGAAAGAAUGACAGAAUGUCCACCAGCUCCAGCUCCACCUCCAUCACCUCCUCCACAGACACACAGGAGUCCAGAGCUCCGGGUCCCAUCCUGACGGCGGGGGGCAAGAACCCAGUGAUGGAGCUGAAUGAGAAACGCCGCGGCCUCAAAUACGAGCUGAUAUCAGAGAGCGGCAGCAGCUACGACAAACGCUUCAUCAUCGAGGUGGAGGUGGACAAGCAGGUCUUUCGGGGGACGGGUCCCAAUAAGAAAGUAGCCAAAGCCAGCGCAGCACUCGCCGCCCUCAACAGCCUGUUCUCUGGCUCCAAAUCUACAAGCACCAAGAAGAAAAGACCCAACCCCCCUCCAAAGCGACCCAUCACCUCGGUAUUGACCCUCCCGGCCCUCGCUGCCAGACCUCCACGUGUCCCCGUCAUCCCCAGAGCGCCCUACAUCAGCACCCCACCCACACACGGAUACAUCCCCCCAGGUUUCGGAGCUCCUUACGGUUACAGCCCUGCAGGCGCCCUCCCUCCCUACGGCGGCCUGUACAUUGACAGUGCCUACUACCAGCCGCAGACCAUCGCCACGCCCAUCAUCAUCCACCUGGGCCCUCAGGAUCUUUUCUGACCCCACGCUGGACUUGGCGGCGGCGGUCUUGACCUCCCGUUGAACCCCU
Centropristis striata (black sea bass) is the source of this 2594-nucleotide messenger RNA. Its product is annotated as spermatid perinuclear RNA-binding protein-like. The coding region runs from base 515 to 2545 and encodes 676 amino acids. NCBI's taxonomy places the organism in Eukaryota, Metazoa, Chordata, Actinopteri, Perciformes, Serranidae. Gene Ontology annotation, molecular function: single-stranded RNA binding; double-stranded RNA binding. Gene Ontology annotation, cellular component: precatalytic spliceosome. The record is from RefSeq and is a predicted model, not a curated record. The transcript has 18 exons.